Messenger RNA from Eremothecium cymbalariae DBVPG#7215, 3810 nucleotides. RefSeq names its product Ede1p (gene EDE1). Lineage: Eukaryota; Fungi; Ascomycota; Saccharomycetes; Saccharomycetales; Saccharomycetaceae. Gene Ontology annotation, molecular function: calcium ion binding; protein binding. Gene Ontology annotation, biological process: endosomal transport; endocytosis. The record is from RefSeq and is a predicted model, not a curated record. The coding region runs from base 1 to 3810 and encodes 1269 amino acids. The transcript has a single exon. Gene Ontology annotation, cellular component: cytoplasm; plasma membrane.
AUGUCUAAAAUUAUCUUUCGGGUUCCUCUAACACAGGAAGAACAAUCAAAAUACGUGUCCCAGUUUGAAUCUUUAGAUACUGAUGACUUGGGUAUAGUUACUGGUGAAUCUCUGAAGCCUUUCUUCAGCAAAUCUGGGCUUUCUAGUCAUCAUCUUUUGCAAGUUUGGGCACUAGCGGACACCGAGAAACAGGGAUUUUUAAACCAGGCUCAAUUCAGUGCGGCUAUGCGUAUGAUAGCGCACUUACAGUCUAACCCGCAGCUUUCUAUUACAUCAGAGCUAUAUCAAACGCCAGCUCCGAGGAUAGCAGUUUUGGGCUCAUCUGUGACUCCACCUAUUGUAGGUAUGGCUACAGGAAACACACCCUCAAUACCUACGGUAUCUGCACACGAUUUUGUUAAAUUCAAUCAACUUUUCGAUAGAUCCUCUGAAGAUGGACGAAUUAUUUCUGGUACUAAGGCGAAGGAGGUCUUCUUGAAAGCAAAACUACCCAACGUUGUUUUAGGCUCUAUCUGGACAUUGUGUGACAGGAACAAUACGGGCAGCUUAGAUAGAGCGGAAUUUACACUAGCCAUGCAUCUAAUUCAAUUAGCGCUGGCAAAACAUCCCGCCGUAGCUACACUUCCCGCUAAUCUACCACAAUAUUUAUGGAACUCCGUUAGCCAUGGUGGAUCGGUCUCUCAUUCCGCUGACACGAAAAAUCUUUCUGCAUCGCCUUCUGGAGCGACGCCCGUUACUUCAGUUGUUAUCCCAUCUAAUUCCUUUACUAAUGCUUCAACCGACUGGGUUUUAACUCCGGAAAAGAAACAGCAAUUUGAUAAUAUUUUUGAUUCGUUGGACAAGAACAGGACUGGUGCACUAGGGGCGGACGUUUUAGUGCCCUUUUUUUUAACGUCCAAGUUGAGUCAGGAUACUUUGGCAACCGUUUGGGACUUGGCAGACAUACACAACAACCCUGUAUUUACAAAAACUGAGUUUGCAAUAGCUAUGUUUCUUAUUCAGAAGAAAAAUGCUGGUGUUGAUCUCCCAGAUGUUGUUUCAGAUCAACUGUUGAUCUCUCCAGCUUUAGGACUAUACCCAGGCAGCAUUCAACAGCAUUCAACUCAACAAAAUGUACACCCAACAGUUCCAUCUAGAGAUACAAAACCUUAUUUUGAUCAGGUUCCGCCUCCAGCAGCCAACACCUCUUCUUUGGAUGAAUUGAUGGGUUUAAAUUCGUCAUUCACGCCGCCUCCGGGACAUCACCAUGUCAAAUCUAUCUCCAACAAUAAUACAGGGAAUUCUGCUAAUAUUUCUCCAAGGCACUCUAGUAUAAACUUACCGCAAAGAUCGAGUGCCAUUGGUGGUUAUAAUGUUUCUCCGACUAUACAUCAUAGUAACUUAAUGGAGCAAAAUACCCAAAAUAUUAACCCUCAAUCAGUGGUAGAAAGCAGAAACGCCCCCUUGAAUUCACCACUAAACAUGUCGGCCCAACAGCAACUUCAAAAGCCAGCUUUCACAUCGAAUUUACCAACAGUACCUGACUUUUCCUCUGUAUCAUUACCACAACAGCGUUCCGUUACUUCUACUGAUUUGUACGCGGAUGCUGAAGCAUCGGGACAGCUUUCCGAAGCUACGACAGAUUUAGCCAACCUUUCCACCCAAGUUACCUCUUUAACAAGCCAGGCCACCAGAUUGAAUAACAAGAAAGUAGUCGCGCAGCAGGAGCUUAACCGGAUAACUGAACUGAAAGCUUCGAUAGAGUCUAAGCUAGCAUCUUUGCGUGCAUCCUACGAACAGGAGACGAAGCAAACCGAAGAAGUGGAACAGCUCUUGCUGCAAUCUAGAAAGGACACUGAUAGUCUCACACAACAGCUAAGCGUUUCAGAAGAGAACUAUCAUAGUGUUCAAUCGCAGUUAACCAGUUUACAACAACAACUCCAGGAGUACGAACAAAAUAAUUCUCAGCUAAAGGAACAAAUUGGUAAUUACAAUAGUUUAACUGCUUCUUUACAGAAAGAAUUAGCCGAAAAGCAGCAGCAAGUUAAACAACAGAAAUCUAUGGUUGAUGUAAAUACUAAACAAGCUGAAUUGAGUGAAAUAACAGCAAAUAAUCUAAAAGCUGAGAUUGAAGGUCUGGAUGAGCAGCUGGUUGUCUUCCUCAAUAAACGUAAGGAAUUAGAUGAAUAUCAAACUAACAUUGAGAAGCAACACAGUAGUCUCGAAUCUAAACAUCAGAAGUAUGUUGCCAGAUCUCAAGAGUUAGAAGCUAAAUAUCUAGAAUCCUGUCAUCGUGAGAAAGAAGUUCAGGAGCGCACCAAACAGAUUGUUGAACAAGAGCGUAUUUAUCAUCAGCAAGUUUCCAGGUUACAAGAGCUCUUUAAGGAUCUCAACAAGCAACGUGAGUCAUUUGAACUUGCGGAACAGGAUUUACAACAGCGCAGGAUGGAAUACACUCAGCAGGUACAGGAAUUGUCAGACAAACAAAUGAAAUUUGCGAUGGGUGAGUUGCCCCAGGAUUCGUGUAAGAUUUCCAAUAAUUCUGAAAAUGUCGAUCCAGUUUCCAAAUUUGUUGAGGAAACUGUCACCAAUUCGAAGUUAAAUGUGGCUGGAGCUGUAGGAGCUGCUGUGGGUCUUAGUUCCUCUAGGGUUGCUUCAUCGUUACCUCAAGAUGAAGAAGGUAAACAGGAUAGCGUGUUUGACAAAGAUUUUCCUACUUCUCCAUCUCAGACUGAAGUAGAGGAAGAAGAACAACCUGCUACAGCGGAAACCGCUGCCCAAGCAAUGGACGAAGGAGAUAUGAAUGUCUAUCGUAUGCCUAGAACGGAAUCGGUUACGUCAUCAACAGCUAACAAUGCGCCGCAGUCUUUGAGAGACGAAGUGGUAAGUGAUACCCAAGAACCAUCAGCAGAAGAUGAGACGGAACAAGCUACUCUGACAAAACAUAUAAAUGCUUCCAGUGAUGAAGAAAAUGAUGAUGCCACCCGGGAGACUGUAAAGCCUACUCCAGGUGGCUGGGAUGAUCUAGGCUUGCAAGGAGAUGAUAAGCUUACACAGCAGAGCCACUCUGCAAAACAUUCAUCUGUGAUACCUGUAGAUAACGCAUUGCCUGCUGUCAGUUCUGCAAAACAGCAAACGCCUCUAACUACAUCAAAGGAUGAGCAUGUUUCUCAAAUGACCAACCCAGUUUGGUCUAGAACUGUAACUUCUGAUACCUCAGUAGCCAGUGAGACUGCAAAUAAAGUAUCCGCAACUCAUGAGGAGGCGUUUUAUGAGGCAACAGGGUCAACGUCUCUAAAUAAGAACAAGAAUUCUAUUCCGUUUAGUGACGACGCAUUUGCUGAUCUCGAGCAAGCAUCUCCUGAGGAUGACUUUGGAAAUGGUUUAAACGGAAUGAAUUCCAUUGAAGAAUUUGAAACUAUAGAAAAUGGUGAUCUAGACGAUGAAUUACAGGAAACGGGUUUUACAGGAACUUCAACCAUAGGCACCGUUGGAGCUUCUUAUGGCCCUCCUCCAACCCAUAUUACUUCAGGCCAAGCAACGUCACCAGUUGGCAACGAUGAAUGGGAAGAGCUCUUCUCCGGUUUCGGUAACAGCACACCUGGCCUCAAAAAUCCCACUCCCCAAACAACUGUUGGUCUCGGCUCCUCGAACAUGGAAUCGCCUACUUUGAAAUCUCCAGUAAAUCGUGCAAUUGCCACCACGCCAAAAUCUAUAGCAAUAGAAGAACUUAGUAACAUGGGUUUUUCUGAAGAAGAAGCUGUUAAAGCACUAGAAAAAUGUAAGUGGGAUCUAGAAGCAGCAACUAAUUUUCUAUUGGACAAUGCCUAG